Messenger RNA from Myotis brandtii (Brandt's bat), 5121 nucleotides. RefSeq names its product StAR-related lipid transfer (START) domain containing 4 (gene STARD4). The transcript has 6 exons. Lineage: Eukaryota; Metazoa; Chordata; Mammalia; Chiroptera; Vespertilionidae. Gene Ontology annotation, biological process: intracellular cholesterol transport; cholesterol transport involved in cholesterol storage; cholesterol import. Gene Ontology annotation, molecular function: cholesterol transfer activity; cholesterol binding. Gene Ontology annotation, cellular component: cytosol; endoplasmic reticulum. The record is from RefSeq and is a predicted model, not a curated record. The coding region runs from base 402 to 1019 and encodes 205 amino acids.
UUGCAAUGGGAAAAAAGAAGCCUCAGUAAAGAACUGCACUUCCUUCUGAAUGCAACAAGGAUAAGUGGGAGUUUAUAGCCAAGGAACAGGGAAGAUACCACCGGAGGGAAAAUUACUAAGGGGAAACGUUAGGGGUAAGAGGGAUUCUGGCUAAAUCAACUUGAUAGGCUUCUUGCUGAAGAAAGGCCAGAGAGGUUGAAUGAGGGUGGAAUGAGGAAUUUUUGAAGGUGGGGAAUUUUCACUAAACUGAUUUAGCAGGAUAUUUGCUAAAACAAUCAAGGGGGCUAAGGACAAGCUCAAGAGCUAGGCCUCAUCAAACAUCGGACUCAGAGGGACUAAGGAGAGAGUCUUUGUCAAUAGCAGCAACUACUACAAAAUACAACAAAGGGAAAAAAUAAAAAAUGGAAGGCCUGCCCGAUGCUGCUGCUUUUGCAACUAAACUUAAAAACACUCUCAUCCAGUAUCAUAGCAUUGAAGAAGAUAAGUGGCGUGUUGCAAAGAAAACGAGAGAUGUCACGAUUUGGAGAAAACCUUCAGAAGAAUUUAAUGGAUAUCUUUUCAAAGCCCAAGGUAUUAUAGAUGGUGUUGUUAAUGAUAUCAUGGACCAUAUACGCCCAGGUCCCUGUCGCUUGGAUUGGGAUAGCUUAAUGACUUCAUUGGACAUUUUGGAGAACUUUGAAGAGAAUUGCUGUGUGAUGCGUUACACUACUGCUGGUCAGCUUUGGAAUAUCAUUUCCCCAAGAGAAUUUGUUGAUUUCUCCUACACUGUGGACUAUAAUGGAGGGCUUUUAUCUUGUGGGAUCAGCCUUGACUGGAGUGAGAAGAGAGCAGAAUUUGUUCGUGGAUAUAACCAUCCCUGCGGUUGGUUUUGUGUUCCACUUAAAGACAAUACAAACCAGAGUCUUUUGACAGGCUAUAUUCAGACGGAUCUGCGUGGGAUGAUUCCUCAGUCUGCAGUAGAUACAGCCAUGGCAAGCACUUUAAUCAACUUCUAUGGUGAUUUACAAAAAGCCUUAUGAAAGGCAUAAGACGUUUAAACUUGUAGUACUAUGACCCUCUGAAUCAACUCCUUCUUUCAGCUCCAUGGCCUGUAAAAAUCAUCACCCUUUUCUCUCAUCUGUAUAGCUUAUAGAAAAAUUUGAGAUAUUUUUAUGUUAUUUUAUUCCUAAAGUAAAUAGCUGUCUAAGAGAGGGCAUUGUAGUUUUCUUAAAUAGUUAUUUGCACCUUGUUUGGUAUGGCAGUCUGUGUGUCUACGAAUGGAGAGCAUGACAGAAAUCCACCUUGAAGUAAAUAACAGUUCUUUGACUCAAACUCUUAAGAAAAUGAAUAGUGCCUCAGUAUGAAUUUUUUGGCUGCUUUGAAUUUAGAGAGAGCACAAGCUUCAUGCCGUUAGGUUAAAAUAUCUAUUUUAGAGCUUUAUGAACAUUUUGUAAAAGUUCUAAUUUUUUUUAAAGUUAAAUAUUAGUGCUUUAGUUUUGGUAUGCUCUAUGAGUUUGCCAAUAUCUUAGACUAAAGAAAAUGCUCUUUAUAUUUUAUAAAUAUGAACUUCAUUAUCAACUGACUUGCACUGCUUUAAGUAUUGAAAAGAUCAGAAAUAAAUGGGUAGAUAUUAUAGUAACUAUAGAAUCAAAUCAAAAGCAUUUCAAUUUUGACACCUAGAUAGCAUUAUUUUGUGAAUAUCUUUAAAAAUAUGAUUGUCUUUUAUGUGCAUUUAUUUUGGGAGUCUUAAAACAUUUAUGCAUGAAAGAAACAGUACAAAAACUGCCAUCUAUGUGAUGGGGAUGCACCAUUGAUUGAACAGUAGUCUGAGUUUUGUGAAGUGGCUGGUGGUAUCCGGUAUUUAGCAACAGGGAAUCAUCUCUCUAGAAGGUCAAAUUCAAUGAAUGUUCUGUACAUGUUCCAGUUUUAAAAGUAUCACUCAACUCAUAAAAUAUUGCUACUUUAUAAACAUUCAUAAUUGUGAUGAAACUUUUGUCUGGAACUAUAACAAAUGCAUUCAGAGAGUCAUUUUGUAACUAGAAUGAACAAUAAUAAUUGGUCCCUUGAUUCUAUGGCUGCCUUAAAGGAACAUUCUACAUGAUUUUAAUAUCCCAAAUGACUCUGGCUUUUGAACUGUCCACCUAGUUUACUUCUAAAAUAAGAACUUGAGGCAUCUUAAUGUGUCCAGGCAAUCCUUUUUGUGUGUGUGGUUAAUAUAGGCAAAUUUUUGCAUGUAUCUGUUUGUGUACAUGCUCACAUCUUGAAAUCCAUUUCAGUGUUCAGUGUGAGUUCUUUCUGCAUUAUUACCAUUUUAUUUCCUUUUUGUGUGUGUGGUUAAUAUGGGGUAAAGUGAACUCUGGAAAUUCAUGCCAUUUAGACUACAAAAAGCACAAGAGCAUAUGGUGGUUCAGGUGCAUGAAGGUUUGAUCUGUGUUUUACUUUACUGUGUUUACCUGAGUGUAAAGAAAGUCUAGAUCCUCAGACCCAUUUUGAUAAAGUGAAAAAAGUUGAGCUGGUUUUUGUCUUUAUUUUUUUGCUAUUAGCAAUGAUGUUAAAAAAAUAAAUAAAUAAAAGGUUGUAGUACUACAUUAUCCAUGGUGAAUAUCUCACAAGUUUUAGAUUGAAAAUAAUUUGUUUCAAGAACUGACAGAAACGAUGUGUAAAUGAUCCUAUUUUCUUAACUUGAAAUUUAUUAAUCAAUAUUUUUUUCUAAAUUGGAACUUUUGAGUUGCUGGAUUUUUCUCCCACUUUUUUUUUUCUUCUUGUAAUAGGGAAAAAAACAUCAGUAGUUUAAUUUUUAGUUUCCCACGGAAAUUUAUUAAAUGUUAGUUUUGACUUAAUGUAUUUUUUUAUUUGGUUUUAUUAGUGUAGAGUAGGAAGUUUCUUAUAUUUAAGUAUUCUGUCUAAGAUGGAGAAAUAGCAACAGUUAUUCAGUUAUAAGGUGCCCAGACUGGGUAAAGGAUUUGCAACAAUAUUGUAUGUAAGGGCUGUGAUUGCCUGAUCUGGGAACCCCUAAACACAAAUGAACUGUCCAUUCUCUGUUACUCUAAUGUUCCCUUUGUCCUAUUCCACUUAUACCUCUGGUGAGUGAUUACAUAAUCCACUGCUUACUGUGGACCAACUGCAGGUAACAGGAUACUCAUAGAAAAAUUCUCAUUGCAAUAUUGAGUCAUAGGGAUUGAAAAUUUAUAUUCGAAUUACUUAAAAUUUAUAUGCAGUUUCUAAAUGGCACUUCAGAUCUACUGGGCUCUAGCUGUAUACUUAAAAACAAACAGCUUUAUUGAAUUUACAUGCUAUACAAUUUGCCGGUUGUAGGCAUACAGUCCAGUGAUUGUUUAGUACAUUUAUAGUUGUGCAGCCAUCAUCACAAUCAUUUUAGAACAUUUUCAUCUCCCAAAAAGACCCCUUCGCCUGUUUGUAGACUCAUAACUAACCAAAGUUUAGCACAGUUGCCAGUAUACAGAAGAUGAUGAAAAAGAUUAUAGAAUAGGAUUUUGUUUUGUUUUUAAGAGUAGAGUUGUAUUUGAAUCUAAGCUCAGGAACCUUGUGUUAAUAUAUUGAAAUACGUUAUCUCAAGUACCAUAAUGAUAAGAAUUUAAGGAUGUGGGUUGGGAUUAAAGAGUCUGCUGUUUCUAUAGCAUUGCUGUAGAAUAGAAAAAUAAUGUGAAGCCAUAUGUCAUUUUAAAUUUUCUAGCAGCGAUAUUAAAAAACAGCUGGGGUUAAUUUUAAUAAUAUAGUUCAUUUAAUGCAAUAGAUCCCAAAUAUUAUCAUUUCAACGUGCAAUCAAUAUUAAAAAUCAUUAAGCUAUUUUAUAUUCUUCUUUUAUAUGAAUGCCUUGAAAUCUGGUGUGUAUUUUACUAAUGUGGACUUGCCACAUUUAAGUGCUCAUUAUCCACAUGAGGCCAGUGGCCUGUACUGAAUAGCACAGUUCUAUAGUGCAUGUACUAAUUUGUUAUUCUAUAAUAUGAAGUAGAGAAUUUCAUGGAAUUACUCUUAAAUACAAAAUCUUUUCUGAUUACCAGAGUUUUCAGUGUUUACUAAAUUGGUACUGCUAAAUAUUAGAAAUAAAUCACUUAGUAGUUGUCAAUAAAAUAAAAAUGAUAGCCCUCCCAAAUUUCCUUUAAAGAUAACUUUUCAUAGGACAGUUAAUGAAAGCAUAUAAUCUGCCUUGUUAUUAUGUGGUUGAUUAUUUUCUCUUGCUUAUAGCUAGUUUGUAUUAGGAACGUGUAUACAGGAAUACUACUUGGCAUAGCACUGUUUUUAGUACAUGAUACUUAUUUUCUUUAAGGAAAUUAAUUUCGUACUAGAAAAGGUAAUUUAUCCUAAGUGAUACUUUUGCAUGAAAUCUAGUUUUAUUGAUAACUCUUGAUUGGUUAAUUCUUGAUGUUUGACAUAAUCAGCAAAAAUAAUUAUGAGAAUUUAGUGUUCUGCAGUUAUGUAUAAUAGAAACAUCUACAGUAUUACAGGGGUUGUAAAUGUUAAAAAAUCUCUUCAUUUCACUGUUCAUUGAGAUUGGGUAUAUUUGAAAUUGUAGAUUUCUAUGUCUGAAAUCGUCUCCCAGUAAAAAAAGCUUUUAGGUCUGAGUAAUUCCCUUUGUUAUAGAUAAAAGUUUUACCUGUUUACUCAAGAACACACUAGCAUCCUUAAAAUACGUUGUUAAAAUCCACUGUCUUUUUUAUUCAGUAGGUGCUGUAGCUAUCCCAACCCAAUGGGUAAAUGAACAGAGCCCAGGGAAGGUUGGGGAAUGGGCCAGACUUCCAUUAGAACCUGUAUUGUGUAAUUAAUUACCUAUCUGAUGUAUCUCCCUUGCCUUUUAUUUAUUUUUUUUACUUUUAUCCCUUGCCUUAUUCAGCUUCUUGAGGUAGGGAAUGUUGGGAUCUGAGUAUGAAAGAAACAUUAAAUUAAUCCCAGAACACAGGAAAUUGGACUUAUGAUGUCUUCAUUAUUUUGUUGUUUCCAAAGAUUUUUACAUGUAUAAUUAAAUAAAAAUUCAUCUCUUGCAAUUCAAUAAAAGCUAUACUAUAUAUACAUUUUAUUUUUAAGAUAUUUUAUAAUUCUUUUAUGAGCCAAUCUGUAAAACUAGAGCCUUUAUAAUACUAAAAGCAUGUGUUAAUAUAAAUAAAAUGUGUAUUUUAAAAAUCA